UCGGGUGAGGCGGCGUCCUCGUCUGACCCCGGACGGGGCGGGGGCGGGGCCGAGCGCGAAGGCGGGGGUGGGGGUGGGGGAGAAGGAAGGCUGGGGAGGCGCCUCCCGCAAAGCCGAGCUGCAGCCACUGCCAGAGACGGAGGGGAGCAGGAAGGAAAGACUCGAGGACGGCAUCAGGGAGUCAGGUGGGAGCCAGAGAAGGAAGGCAAGAAGGAAGGAAGGAAAUAGAGAGACAUCUAUCCCUCCACGAGACUUUGGAGUGAUGGAUCUUCCACUGGAGGUUCCUCCAGUCCAGCCUCAACUGGAGACUCAGCAACUCCCUCCCUCCACCCAGGUCUGCGAAUUGCGCACAGCUGUGUCCUGCUUUGCCGAGGAGACAGUCUCCAUGCUCUCGGCCAACGGCCUUCUGAAUCACUCUGUACUCAGGACAGCAGGUGGCAUGGGGACCCAAACAAAGGAUCAUGGGGUAAACUCAGCCGCGGCCCGCCGCAAGCGAGAGUUCACCCCAGAUGAGAAGAAGGAUGAUGGCUACUGGGACAAGAGGAAGAAGAACAACGAGGCUGCCAAGCGUUCCCGGGAGAAGCGGAGGGUCAGCGAUCUGGCCCUGGAGGGGCGGGUGCUGGCCCUGUUGGAGGAGAACGCUCGCCUCAAGGCCGAACUGCUGGCUCUUAAAUUCCGCUUUGGUUUGAUUCGGGACCCGAUGGAGCCCGUCCGGCCUGUGGUGGCCCUUGCCCCUGGCCCAGAAGUGCCUCGGCCAGCCACGACACCCCAACACUACCCGGUGGCUCCUGAGCCACCACGCUACGCCUGCCCCUUCCGACCAGAGCCAGCCACUAGCUCUGAGGAUUCUGGGUUCUCCACCCCAGGCAGUUCCAAUAUGGGGAGCCCCGUCUUUUUUGAGGAGCGUGACAGGGCUGAGGAAGGAAUGGUUUAUGAUGGGCAGUGCUUGGUGCCUGAGGCUCCCGUUGACGGAGCUGAUUUGGGCCGGGCUGGCCGUUAUGACUCUGGGGAGAGUGUCAAAGGUCUCCCCCACAAGCUGCGCUUCAAAAUGGCUGUAGGGUCAGAGGAGGUUGCUGGGGAGCCCUCUGGACAUUACCCACCAUCUCCACCCAUGGGAACCUGGAGAGGUCCAGCCACCCGGGAGGAGCAGAGGAGCGUAGGAGUGCCUGGUGGUGCCAUGGCAUUUGACAGCUGCUGCGAAACAGACACACCUGGAGUCCAGCUGCCAGCCCUUCCGGGGUCCCACUUCCAGACAGAAAACAGCACCUUGCGGAGCCAGCUCGCUUCACUUUCUGCUGAAGUGGCCCAGCUCAAAAAGCUCUUCUCUGAACAGAUCCUGAUCAAGAUGAACUGAGCAGAGGCACUCAGCUGAAUGCCUGGCCUCAUAGGCAGAGGGUUACUUUCCCUCCUCACCCUCACUCCCCAAUUGUCAAGUCCUAUGUUUGUACAUAAUGUGACCCUGUGGGGUCAGUUUCUUUUGUUUCCAUUCAUUAGAACACCUUCCUUUAGAAUAUGUGCUAUUAACUCCUGUUUCUGGCAGCUCUCAAACUUUCUAUGUUCAGGAAAUUCAGGAAAUGUAUUUUCUAUUUCAGUGGUUCUCAACCUGUGGGUCCCCAUGUGUUUUGGCCUACAACUCCCAGAAAUCCCAGCCAGUUUACCAGCUGUUAGUAUUUCUGGGAGUUGAAGGCCAAAACAUCGGGGGACCCACAGGUUGAGAACCACGUUCUAUUUGAACUUUUCUGCCAGAAAACCUUUGUGUUAGAAGAUUCCAGUAGGUACCUGAAAAGUACCAUUUACAUGGGCCAAAUGAGGUCCAUGAUAUUCCCGACAGGCUGUAAAGGAUGAUGGUUUAUGGGUAGUGACUGCCAAUGUGAAACUUGAGACAAAGGACAAUAUGGAUCCUAUCCCACCACCAAAGUGAAGUGUGCUGGCAAUUCAAUUUGACUCCAUCAUGGAUGAUGGGGCUGUCUCCUACCCCACACCUAAUUUAGAGUGUGCAUGAUAGGCCAUGUGGCACACACAAAUCUAAUGCUCCUUCCACAUAGCUGUAUAAAAUGCCACAUUAUCUGCUUUGAACUGGAAUAUAUGGCAGUGUAGACUCAGAUAACCUAGUUCGAAGCAGAUAUUGUGGGAUUUUCUGCCUUGAUAUUCUGGGUUAUAUGGCUGUGUGGAAGGGCCCUACGCAUCCUGAUUGUGUGAUAUGGGCUUCUUCAUUCAAUGUGACACAAAACAGUCCUCUCUUUGAAGGUGUUCUCUGCUCAAAGGGCUGUUUAGUUCAAGUCAGCUUUGAAUGCGAAGUAGCCUAAUAUAUCUUUACAGUGACGUCAGAUACCAGUAUCUGCUUUUUGAGACAGUUGCCUCGCCCUGCCUCAUGGUAGGGCUGAUCUUGCCAAUUGCUGAUCUUUUCACUGUGUUUCCAGUGACUCCAAACCAGAACUCAGUAGCCACUGUCCUAUUCAGCCUUAAGAAAAAUCAACCCUAUUAGUUCUUUCCUCUCCAAUGAGUCUAACUAAAUCCCACUCCCCAGUGCCAGUCCCUGGAGAGCAGUUUUCCUCAGUCAGAUCAGUGGGUCCCCGUGUCCCUUGUAUGGUCUCCCUUUCCCCACUUAGUUCUGAGUUUAUUGAGUUUUGCUAGAUUGAAAAAUCGAAGUAGAUUAGGGUGGGCACACAGAUGUUUCUAGAUGUUUGAAACAGAUCUGGGAAUUCCCAGAAUUCGCAAGCUAGAAUGUGCAGUGGUUGUGGUGGCUGGUGAAUUCAGAAGAACUUAACUCUGCUCCCUCUCAAUCAUAUGCAAGCCAAGGAACUGACAUGGUUGGAAAACAAAUCAAAGCAAAUGAAGUGGAGAACAGGGGUCUUUUCACAUUAUAGCACUGUGAUUCUCCAUUAUCUGUCAUGGAUAUGUCCUGUGGAGCCCUAGGAUUGGUUGAUAAGACAGGGGAACUUGGGGUUGUUGCUGUUAUUAUUAUUAUUAUUAUUAUUAUUAUUAUUAUUAACUUUAUACCCUCGCCUUUCUCCCUGUAAGGAUUCAAGGCGGCUAACAAUCCCAUACUUAGUCAAAUUUAAAAAGCACAAUACAAAAUUUAAAAACAAACAAUAACAAAUUAAAAUACAAUAAAUACACUUAAAAUGGGUUCUCAACCUGCAAGUUUCUCUUGCCCCUCCGAAUUACGAGUCCCACAGUUCCAUAGGAUACAGCCAUGGCAAGUAAAGUGGAAUCAUUGUGUUGUUUGGUGAAGACCCAGAGCUUCAGUGGCAAAUAGCAGUGUGUUCCUCACGUUGUCAUGCCGCCUUGCUCAAGUGCUUCAUUUCUAGGUCUCAGGCUUCUCUGGAAGGCAAAACCUUCUCACCAUCCUUGAGGCUUAGGAGAUUGCUACAAUUGUUUUGUUGUGGAUGGAAGGCAUUUUGUACAUGCACCAGGGUACUACUCUCUUUACAGUAUUUCAUAUGUUCCACUGUGGAAUCUUGGCACUGAACAUAUUCAGUUGAAGAUUAUUAUUUUUUAGUUGAUUGAUCAUCUGCCUUUUAAUCUAACCAUUUAAUUGAUUUUAAAUAAAUUUGUGUAUUGCUAUAUCCUCA
Anolis carolinensis (green anole) is the source of this 3575-nucleotide messenger RNA. RefSeq lists its product as uncharacterized. Gene Ontology annotation, cellular component: nucleus. Gene Ontology annotation, molecular function: DNA binding; DNA-binding transcription factor activity. Lineage: Eukaryota; Metazoa; Chordata; Lepidosauria; Squamata; Anolidae. The transcript has 2 exons. Bases 263 to 1354 code for a protein of 363 amino acids. Gene Ontology annotation, biological process: regulation of DNA-templated transcription; circadian rhythm. The record is from RefSeq and is a predicted model, not a curated record.